Molecule: messenger RNA, 3368 nt
Organism: Micropterus dolomieu (smallmouth bass)
Lineage: Eukaryota; Metazoa; Chordata; Actinopteri; Centrarchiformes; Centrarchidae
Gene: fbxo34
Product: F-box protein 34
Exons: 1
Coding region: 27-2015 (662 amino acids)
Molecular function (GO): protein binding
Source: RefSeq, a predicted model, not a curated record
CUCUCUCUGUCUCUCUCAGGACCAUCAUGCACCUGAAGUCGUACCCGCUUGUGCGCUCAGAGCUGCGUCUGGACGUGUCUCCGCAGAGCGGCGUGUUUGUGAGCCAGCAGGUGAGAACCUGCAGCAGUAACCGUGGCAACAUCAGCAGCAGCAGCCGCCGCCCGUUCAGCGUCCUCUCCACUAACACACUGCGCCGCGGCAACGCCACAAGCAGCACCGUCAGCAGCGUGGCAUCGCUCAGACUGAAGGCCCCGCCCAGCGCCGCCCUGCAGCUGCUCCCCCCGCCGCCGGGAUGUGAAAACGACACGCUCAGACUGUACCGGACCGCCACGGAGGACGGCGACGCCCCGCUGGACAUCUGGAACGUCAUCAAGCCCGGACACGUUCGCGAGAAGAUCGCCAUCUUUGCUUCAGAUGGUGAGCGGACCGACGGCGCCAGGGACAGCGAACGCACCUCGACCAGCAGCUCCGGCAGCCACGACAGGACGGCGGCAGAGUGUACAAACCACGGCGCCAUGUCGGGGCUGUUACGGGCGGUGAAGGCGAAGGGAAGCUGGGAGGAAAACUGCAGCGCCAAACGCCGCCGCAGGUCUGGAAACAACCAGAACCUCCAGCAGGACCAGAGGACCCAGGUCCUGGACACGCAGCAACACGCCGACAAACCGUCUCCACGGCACUCGGACUCGACCCCUCUGGCGGCCGGCCAGUGUGGAGACGAGGCGGUGACGGAGCAGAAGGUGUCUGUGGGGGAGAUGGUGGCGUUCCUGGAGCAGAGAGCGAGCGAGCAGCAGCCAGACUCCAAACCUCAGCUCGCCCUCCAGAGGAGCUCCACCAGCAUCACGCUGUCCAGAGCCCCGCCCCCAGAGGUCAGGGGGGAGGAGCCGGAGAGCAUCAAGGUGUCAGACAUGGUGGCCAAGCUGGAGUCGGAGUGUCUGAGGAGGAGGACGGAGGGAGACCUGUCCAGGAGCAACAGCCUGAGGAGGACGGUGGGACGAGUCCUGCUCGCCGCUGGUUACCUGAGCCCCGCCCCCUCACAGCCUUCGUCACCAUCAUUGAUGAUGUCAUCGUCGUCUUCACUGUCAUCACUGCCGGGAACUCAGAAUGCGGGCAGGGAGCCAAUCAGCAGGUCAGAAACACCUGCCUCAGCUCCGACCACGCCCCUCCCCUCAGGCGAGGCUGCGGUCGAGGCUCAGGAGGCCGGGGGGGCUGGAGGUCUGGAGACGCAGAGCGCCGUCACAGAGACAAUGACGGGAGCCCCGCCCCCUUUGCCUGAGAAGGCGGAGCCUCUGCCAGGCUUGUUGUUCUUGUCUUGUGCUGCCUCAGAGACUCUCCCCCACACAGACUCUGAGCCCCGCCCCCCACGCCACAGAACGACCCUUGACCUGGAGCCUGCCCCAUCUAAGCCCCGCCCCCCUUCCGCUCGUGAGUCUGGCAGCCAAUCAGAGAAGAGGAGGAGAAGGAGAAAGGCUGACCGCGGUCGACAGGAGGCGGUUAUCACGACGCCUCCCUGCUCCGCCGUGGCGCCUCUGGGGCGGCGAGCGUCGGUGUCGCAGGACUUCCUGCAGAUGCGUCAGCGGCUGCAGCAGCUGCUGGAGCCGCUGGAGCCGCAGCCGUACCUGUCGGUGCUGCCGCACCACCUGCUGGUGAAGAUCUUCCUGCUGCUGCCCACGCAGAGCCUCGCCGCGCUCAAGUGCAGCUGCAGCUACUUCAAGUUCAUUAUCGACAACUACGGCGUGCGGCCCGCCGACUCGCUCUGGGUGUCCGACCCCCGUUACCGCGACGACCCCUGCAAACAGUGCAAGAAGCGGUACGGCCGCGGCGACGUGUCGCUGUGCCGCUGGCACCACAAACCGUACUGCCAGGCGCUGCCCUACGGCCCCGGGUACUGGAUGUGCUGCCACGGCGCCCACAGGGACGCGCCCGGCUGCAACGUGGGUCUCCAUGACAACCGCUGGGUGCCGGCGUUCCACAGCAUCAACGUGCCGAUCUACAGGCGGGGCCGCGCCGACGACUGAGCCUGUGUUAGAGACUGCUCCCAUGAUGCAACAGCAGCUCAGAGCUACCUGACUGGGUUCAGCUCAGUUUGAGGAAAUUUAAAAGUAAACGACAACAAACAGUUUGUUCUGGAGCCGUGUUGCUUCACGCUGUCGCUCAGCAGGUGGCGCCCCCUGCUGCUCCGCCCGCUUCCUCACAGCCGUUCAACAAGUUGUUCUCACGCCGUCAGUCGUUUAUCUCGUUAUCUCGUUAGCCUCGCGUUAACGGCAGCUCGUUGGCGGCCUCGCGUUGGCGGCUGCUCGUUAGCGUUAGCUGGAGGCAGGAAGUGUCUCUGCCAGGACUCUUCUCCUCCGUCUGCAGCGAGUCUGACAUCAGCGGAUUAACUGAAACGUGUUUUCUCGUGUCUGUAAAAAUAAAAACUAACCAUGAAAGAUUCUGUGGAACAAAUAUAAACGGCUCAGAUCAACAUUAACGCUAAACGGGGAAGUUUCCCGCCCUUUACUGGCGGCGGCUCAGUUAACCCUCGGUUGUCGUCGCAGAGAAGCCGAAUAAAUGACGAGACUUCUCGAAAACAAUAUAAAGCUCACAAACUGACGUGCUUUGUCUGUUCACUCGGCCUCCUCGUCAUCUACACUGAUGACUUCCUGUCUCUCCUCUCUGGCGGCGGCGUGAUUUCCUUGCAUGAAUUAGAAAGCGCCGCAAAGUGGCAGCAAACAAACCGUCUUUGUGUUUCCGCGCGGACACAAACGGGCUGAGGUUAGUUUGACGAUCGUCAGCUGGACACCUGCGUUCACCGGUGCUCCCAUGAUGCACCACGAGAGCAGGUGUCCUUUAAACAAGCUUGUCGUUUGAUGUUCAGCAUGAUGCGUUUAAAAACCAGCAGAAAAAUCAGAAUCUGCAGCUUUUAUCUGUUUAAUUUAAAUAUAAACCGUUGGGCUAAAGGUGAUCGUCACUAUCUGUUCUGUGUUCUGACGGUCGCUCUGUGUUCACCUGUGAGGAGGCGGAGCUUCAGUGGGCGCCAUCUUGAUGAGCAGAAAUGAAUCUGCAGUAGCUUUUAUCUGCACCUUGUUUGUGUUUACAUUUGUACAUAAAUCACAAAGAGUUUAUGAGUCUGAACGAGGAUCCUUCUUCUGGUCGUGACCUCGUGUUUCUUCGAUCAGCGGAGUGAUAAUCACCUGUGGCGAGGAGGAAACGUGGCCUUGAGUCUCGGAGACGAUGCAAUAUUAGAAAGUGACUGACUAUAAAAAAGAAAGAAAUGACCUUUGACCUUCAGAGAUUUUAGUUUGUUUUUUUUAAGGGUUUGUUGUUUUUCUGUCUGCCGGCGGUUUCUCUGUUGAAAAGAUGUUUUGCUUUAAUAAAGUGCUUUCUCAUUG